Messenger RNA from Sycon ciliatum, 2211 nucleotides. RefSeq lists its product as uncharacterized. The record is from RefSeq and is a predicted model, not a curated record. Gene Ontology annotation, biological process: carbohydrate metabolic process; ganglioside catabolic process; glycosaminoglycan metabolic process. Gene Ontology annotation, cellular component: lysosome; membrane. Bases 145 to 1932 code for a protein of 595 amino acids. Gene Ontology annotation, molecular function: beta-N-acetylhexosaminidase activity. NCBI's taxonomy places the organism in Eukaryota, Metazoa, Porifera, Calcarea, Leucosolenida, Sycettidae. The transcript has a single exon.
GACCAAGCUGCAGAGAAUGAGGACUUUUGCUGGCAAAAUCAAGGAACAGGCCAUCAUUUUUCUUCCCUUUGUUGGCUUUGAGCUAAAGGAACUACCAUAAUACGAGCGCUGGUGUAGGAUUUCUCGAGCAGCAGUGUCUUCAACAUGAAGCUUGCAGUUGCCUUUGCGGUAGCGAUCGCCUGUAGCGCAGUCCAGGGCAGUCCCGUGGAAAAAGCAAGCCACUACGUGCGCGUGGAGGGCGUCGAUGCUGUGUGCCAAUCCGCCAAUCUUCACCAUGGCGGAACGAUGGACGUGGAAAAGCUGAAGGCUCUCUGCGAUGCCAAUGAGGCCUGUCUGGGAUUCCACUCGAAUGGCAUGCUAAAAAAGGAUACCAGCAUCGGUUGUCAAAGCAACGAUCUCGCUAAUGGCGCUGCACUCUACUUGAAGAGAUCGGAGUCGCCCGACGCCGCCCAGCUUCCCGUACUUCCCGUGCCUACAUCAGCCACGAUGGGAACUGCAGCCGCCACCAUUGCCUCUAACUUUGUGUUCGCAACGAAGACCACCAGCGAUGAUGUACGUCAGUUCAUGGCGACCGCAUCCGCUGAGUACUGGAGUCUGAUCAUCACCCACAAGUCGAACAAUAAUAAGACAACAACUGGCUUGACUGGCAUGAACAUCAUUGUUGAUAGCACCGACAUGUCUCUGGGAUUGACCACCGAUGAGUCGUACAAACUCAGCAUCCCAUCCAGUGGAGCAGUGACUCUGACGGCAGCAAAUGUGUUUGGAGCACGUCAUGGUCUGGAGACAUUCAGUCAGCUGGUGGUAUUUGAUGUAGAGAGCGAAACAUACAUGGUAGCCAACACACCAAUUGAGGUCGACGACAAGCCGCGUUUUCCUCACCGCGGCAUUCUGCUCGACACCUCCCGCCACUACCACAGCUUGCCAACCAUCAAGCGCUUUGUGCGCUCGCUGAGCCACGCCAAGCUGAACGUUUUCCACUGGCACAUCGUCGACAGUCAGUCGUUCCCCCUGCAGCUACACUCACUGCCCAACAUUGUCAAGGGUGCUUACACGCCGGAGGAGAUCUACACUCCGGAGGACGUGGCCGACAUCGUCGCCUACUCCAAACUGCACGGCGUGCGAGUCAUUCCCGAGUUCGACACACCCGGCCAUGCUGGCUCCUGGUGCACUGGCUACCCGGAGAUCUGCCCGUCUCCGUCUUGCACGCAACCCCUCAACCCUGCUACGAAUCAGACGUUCGAUGUUAUCGGCAAGCUCAUCACGGAAUGCAAGGGAUUGUUCACAGAUGACUACUUUCACUUGGGUGGUGAUGAGGUUAACCCAUCCUGUUGGAACAAGACUGAUUCCAUCCGCACCUGGAUGACGGAGAAGAAGUUCUCCACCGAUGAUGCCUACAAAUACUUUGUGGCCGUAACCCAUGCCCUGGCGCGCUCCCUGGGCCGCAAGAGUGUCCACUGGGAGGAGGUGUUCAAUCACUUUGGUGGUUCUCUCGACAAGGACACAAUCUUCCAGGUGUGGCUGAGCCAUGCAACAGCUGCAAAGAUCGUUGCCGAGGGCUACCAGUGUAUCCUUAGCAACCAAGAUGUCUGGUACCUUGAUCAUCUGACAAUCUCCUGGCAGCAGUUCUAUGGCAAUGAUCCCUAUAUGGGCAUCACGGAUCCCAAGCAGCAGCAGCUGAUGAUGGGCGGCGAGACUUGCAUGUGGUCCGAGACCGUCGACGACUCCGACCUUUUCAACACAGUGUGGCCUAGAGCUGCCGCAGCCGCAGAGCGCCUGUGGAGCCCUGCCACGGUCGUUUCCACGGAAGCUUUCCAGCCGCGCCUGGCAUCCUUCCGCUGCCUCCUUACCCGUCGAGGCAUCGGUGCAGCUGCGAUUGGAAACAAGCAGGCUCGAUCUGCUCCUCCAGGACCCGGUAGCUGCUUCUCUCAGUAACAAGUCUUGCUUCAGUUUAGUUUGUUUGUCAAAUACUCCCGUUUGGUUUCAUCGUGAUUUGAACGUGGAAUUUGGUAUAGUGUAGUGCAAUGUUCAGCGGCUAGUGAGCCGCAAUUUUUGGACAUGUGAACUAUAAAACCUGAUUUGUGCAGGCAAAGAGAUGGUAUUGCCACGCUGACACUUUUUCCAUGACUUCGUGUUUGUGUCCCUCUUGUCGUUAGUCUGUUCUUUCUGAUGUCAAACUCAGUGUUGCACAUCAAAUAUUACUUUAGUAUUUCA